Messenger RNA from Tripterygium wilfordii, 2652 nucleotides. RefSeq lists its product as uncharacterized. The transcript is spliced from 6 exons. Lineage: Eukaryota; Viridiplantae; Streptophyta; Magnoliopsida; Celastrales; Celastraceae. The record is from RefSeq and is a predicted model, not a curated record. The coding region runs from base 945 to 2429 and encodes 494 amino acids.
AAUUGAAUUGAACCGUUGUAAAUAUGCUUCUUAAGACGACUGACCUUCCCGUCGGUUAUCUCGCGCGAGAGACUCAAAAGAGGCGUUCUAAUACCGGCACAGGAGAAUAUAGAGAAAUUAGAGAAGGUUGUGAAUGAUGGCAAUUGCUAUGGGGCUCCACAGAUGUACAAGUCUAUCAGUGCUUUUACAGUAACUGUUGUUUCUAAACUUUCGUUUAAUUUGGGUCCGUUAACUGACCUUUUCAACCUUUUCUUUUACAUGUGAUUUUCUCUUACAUUCCUAGUUUCAGAAACGGAUCUUAUAAAACAUUUCACAUUUUCUAUUAUUCUGAUACAUGUCGAGCCAUCAAAAGAUGAUGAUUUGACUGAAAAUAACAAUUUCAAAAUUGCUUCUCUGGAGUGAUCUGUGCAAGACGUGUUUUACGAAAUCUUACCUGCAACCAACACCUACACAAUCUGCAUAUGCCUGAGGAUGAUGUGAAUUCCCCCUUACAAAUAUGAGAAGGUAUGUAAUAACUCAGAGAGAUUCUGAAGCGUUGGAUAUUCUCCAAUCAGGGUCAUGGCUUCAGUUGCAACAAGGCCAGAGAGGUGCUUUGCCACUAUUUAAUAUGCUGAGAGUGAAUUAUAAAUCAAGUCUAGCUAGAGAACCUGCAUAUAUAAUGAGCUACAGGAACAAAAAUCUCUACCUGCUGAUAAUUUCUCAUAUUCAUUUGCUGAGGAAAUCAUGCAUUGCUCAAUUUCUUGAGUUUCUGGGCUUAUGGAGAUGUUUUUCAAGAUCACGUCCACCCUCACGAUCUCAACUUCUGUGAAAAGGAAGCCAUACACCUAAAUGGCCGUGAAGAAAUCUUUUGCAGUGCGCGCUUGGAAUCAUUGGAUGGUGCUAGCUUCUACUAUUGCGGUGAGUGUUAUUUCUUUCUUCACAAGACCUGUGCGGAGUUGCCCACUAUGAUUAAACACCCCUCACACCGUAAACACCCUUUGAUUCUUCGCCCGAGUCCAAUUAAUGGUUCUAGUCCUUCUUACUGUGGUAUGUGUGGGCUUGACCUUUUGAGCUUCGUUUACAAUUGCUAUGAUUGCAACUCUGACAUUGAUAUCGGUUGCGCUAAGCUUGCACGGUGCUUCAUUCAACCUGAAAGUCACAAGCAUCAUUUCACUAAGUGGAGUAUGUCUGAUCCAUUUACAUGUUUCUUCUGUGGCACAUAUAGUGAUCGAUCUGGACUCUUGUUAGGAAAUUGGCUACCUUCUAUUUGCACUAAUUGUCAGGUUGUUGUUCACACUAAAUGUAUAUCAUUGCCAUUCACAGUCCAUUUACCACAACAUGAUCACCCCCUCAUCCACACUUAUUGCAUUCCUGAAAGUCAAUCUAUUGCUUUAAUUUGUGGAAUUUGUGAUAGGGAAGUGAACAGAGAAUUUGGAUGUUAUUCUUGUCAAAAUUGUCCGUGUAUUGUCCAUGCCAACUGUGCACUGAACAAUGUAGAAGAGGUGGGACAAAAGUUCUGGGCGGAAGGAAUUGAGACAAUAGAGGACGAAUUACUUGAGCAAGAGAUUGAACAUUUCAGUCAUCCUCGUCAUAAAUUAUUUCUGGUACAAAAUCAUGAUGAUGCUCAUGAGAUUGAAACAAAAUGCGAUGGGUGCAUGAGUCUAAUCUCUUGUCCUUUUUACAAAUGUCUAGAAUGUGAUUUUUCUCUCCACAUCAGCUGUUCCAAAUUACCAAAACAAAUCAAUCACCCACUUCACAAAAAACACCCCUUAACCCUUGUUCCAAACGAUGACAAUUUCGUCUUCCAUUGUUGGGCUUGUUGGAAUUGGUGUCAUGGCUUGUCCUAUCGUUGUCUAACUUGUAACUACUUCAGAAUUGAUGUCCGGUGUGCUUUAGUCAAUCCUUUAGAAUUCUACCAUGAUAGUCAUGAGCACCCCCUCAGUAUAUACACCGAAAGCAAUAACUGUGCACAAUGUAUUUCUUGCGGCAAGCAUCGCUGGACAUGCUUGUUCCUCCAAUGCAAAGAAGAAUGUCCCUUCGCAUUAGACUAUAGAUGCGCCACACUACCACGUACAUUCAAGUAUGAGUACGAUGAACAUCCUCUUGUCCUCUCAUACCAACAAAAUGAUGAUUCUAAUGGGUAUCUUUAUUGUGAUAUUUGUGACCAAAAUAGAGAUCCUAAUCAUUGGUUUUACGGUUGUCCAAAUUAUACCGAGUGUCCGAAUUAUGUUCAUCCCAAAUGUGCUCAUGGUAACUACCUCUACGUCAAGCUAGGAACCAGUAUCAAGGCUCCCAAUUUGCACGAACACGAGCUCUUUUUCAUCUCAAGGGAGCAAGAUUUCCUUCCAUGCUACUUGUGCAGCAAGAAGGAUCAAGAACUGUCCGUUGAAUGUCACAUGGAAGACUGCAACUUUAGCGUUCAUUGCGAUUGUGCCUUCUUAAAACCGUAAAACGGUUAUUCUUAAGACUAGUUAGGAGUCUGUACAAUACUGGGGAUGGCCUUGCAAGGAUCAUCCCAUGUAUUGAGUGUUCUGAUUGCAUAUUCAUGGCUGCUGCAGCUUUGUGUUAUUUAUUCUUUCAAGGUAAUUGAAUGCUUCUCUUGACUGAAUGCAUGGAAGCUGCAGUUUGUGUUAUUUAUUCUUUCGAGGAAAUUGAAUGGUCCUCUUCUCUGCC